AUGGGCAGAAAUAUUAUAGCAUUAGACGAUCCAACGAUAAAUAACAUUGGAGUAUUUAAAAAAAUAAAUGAGGUUUCUUUACCAACUAUUUAUCCAGAAUCAUGGUAUAAAUCUAGUCUAGAAUCAAAUGAAUAUCUUGUACAAUUAGCAUAUUACGCAGAAUUACCAGUUGGAGCAAUAAAAGCAAAAACUUUUAGUAAUAAUUCAAUAAAAUCAACAUAUCAAGAAUCAAUCAAUUCAUCCAUAUUACAAAAAACUCCAAAUUGUGUAUAUAUAGAAAGUUUUGCAGUUUUAAAAAAAUAUAGAAAUUUAGGUAUUGGAUCUGAAUUAUUAAAUUGGAUUAUUGAAGAAACUAAAAAAAGAUUUAUUCAUGAAAUUUUAAUUCAUGUACAUGUAAAUAAUGAAUAUGCUUUGCAAUGGUAUAAGAAAAAGGGAUUUAUACAGGAUGAAAAUAUAGUGAAAGAUUAUUAUAAGGAACAAGGAUUAGAGAAUCCUGAUGCAUAUAUUUUAAAACUUAAAGUAUAA
Molecule: messenger RNA, 525 nt
Organism: Lodderomyces pseudojiufengensis
Lineage: Eukaryota; Fungi; Ascomycota; Pichiomycetes; Serinales; Debaryomycetaceae
Gene: NAT5
Product: peptide alpha-N-acetyltransferase subunit
Exons: 1
Coding region: 1-525 (174 amino acids)
Biological process (GO): mitotic sister chromatid cohesion
Cellular component (GO): NatA complex
Molecular function (GO): acyltransferase activity, transferring groups other than amino-acyl groups
Source: RefSeq, a predicted model, not a curated record